CACAUUUCUGGUCUGAUCACUACAACUGCAUCUGCCUAUUGGUAAACAACGCUGGUCGUUUUCUUCAAGAUGGACCGACCUCCAUCUCCUACACGUCUUCCUCCGAGCUAUGCUGAUGGACCACCAUCCUACAACAACACUGCGACUCCCGAGGACGACAAUAUGAGUACCCCAGGAAAUAACUCGUCGUUGAGAUUGCUUCCGCUUGGACAAGAGGAUUAUCGAUCCUCUACUUCAAGUCGAACUUCACCCGAUCGAUAUCACCGCCCAGGUGUGUCAACCGCAUACAGCUCUCGACCUGGAUCGAGCCUAGGUCGAGCACCUUCAAUUCCGCUACCCACAGCAAACCCUCGAUCGCCCAUCCGACCCUCCACUCCUUCGAGAGCGCCGACGGACUGGGGAAGACCGUCCAGUGUCAAUUACGAACCCGCCGAUCUGAAUGGUAGCCCGCGGCCCGGCACCCCGUCUUCACAAUAUGGAGGCAGUCCUCGAAGGCCGCUUCCACCAGCACCGCUCUUCUCUGCAAAAGGUGCUCCUUCAGAGACAGCUAUUCCAAUUGAUCCUGAAUCUGAGAAUGAUGUCUUUGUCAAUGGCCGUGAGAUCCGCCCCGACCAUGACCCUAGGUCAAGUUUGAAAUCAGCACAUUCUUACCUGACCGACUCGACCUUCACCGAAGAGGAUGAUGAAGAAGACGCGAAAUAUGGUGGUUAUGAGCCUGCACCUGAAGGCAAACAAGACAGACGAGGUUUACGAGAUGCCAUGAUGACCAAAAAGGAAGUGCGAUUGAUUAAUGGAGAGUUGAUCUUGGAGUGCAAAAUUCCGACCAUUCUACACAGCUUCCUGCCCAGAAGAGACGAGAGAGAAUUCACACACAUGCGGUACACAGCAGUGACGUGUGACCCUGAUGAUUUUGUGGUCAACGGAUAUAAGCUCAGGCAAAACUUCGCACCCACACUCCGCGAGACUGAGCUUUUCAUCUGCGUGACCAUGUAUAAUGAGGGCGAGAUCGAGUUUACCCGGACAAUGCACGGGAUUAUGCGCAACAUCUCUCACUUCUGCUCAAGGACAAAAUCAAGAACAUGGGGCAAGGACGGGUGGCAGAAAAUCGUGGUCUGUGUUAUUGCAGACGGCCGCCAAAAAGUCCAUCCUCGCACAUUGAACGCUCUCGCCGCGAUGGGUGUGUACCAAGACGGCAUUGCCAAAAACGUGGUCAACAAGAAAGAAGUGACUGCUCAUGUGUAUGAGUACACCACCCAAGUUUCAUUGGACGAAGGCUUGAAGUUCAAAGGGGCUGAGAAAGGCAUCGUUCCUUGUCAGAUGAUUUUCUGCCUCAAGGAGAAGAACAAGAAGAAACUCAACUCACAUCGAUGGUUCUUCAAUGCAUUCGGCCGCGCUCUGACUCCCAACGUCUGUGUGCUCCUCGAUGUUGGAACAAAGCCUGACUCUAAAGCCCUAUACCAUCUCUGGAAAGCAUUCGACCAAGAUUCUAACGUUGCUGGAGCUGCCGGAGAGAUCAAAGCUGACAAGGGCAAAGGCUGGAUGGGAUUACUCAACCCUCUGGUUGCGUCUCAAAACUUUGAGUACAAGAUGAGUAACAUUCUGGACAAGCCUCUGGAAUCCGUCUUCGGCUACAUUACCGUCUUGCCUGGCGCCCUUUCAGCGUAUCGAUAUUACGCUCUCCAGAAUGAUCCCAGUGGCCAUGGUCCUCUCAGCCAAUAUUUCAAGGGAGAAACACUUCAUGGCCGUGAUGCCGAUGUUUUCACAGCAAACAUGUACCUGGCCGAAGAUCGAAUUCUUUGCUGGGAGCUGGUGGCCAAGCGCGGUGAACAAUGGGUCCUGAAAUUCGUCAAAAGUGCAUAUGGAGAGACGGAUGUUCCAGAUACUGUCCCCGAAUUCAUCUCACAGAGACGAAGAUGGCUCAAUGGUGCUUUCUUCGCCGCUGUAUACUCUCUUGUCCACUUCAAGCAAAUCUGGCGGACUGAUCACACUCUCGCCCGCAAGAUUUUGUUGCACAUUGAAUUUCUCUACCAGCUACUCUCCCUCCUAUUCACCUUUUUCUCCCUCGCAAACUUCUACCUCACCUUCUACUUCAUUGCAGGAUCUCUUGCGGAUCCGCAACUUGACCCUUUCGGCCACAACAUUGGAAAAUACAUUUUCAAUAUCUUGCGCUACAUCACGGUUCUGUCGAUAUGCCUCCAGUUCAUCGUCAGUCUGGGCAACCGGCCUCAGGGUGCCAAGAGGCUGUUCCUCGGAACCAUGAUUACUUACUCGAUCAUCAUGGCCUAUACAACUUUCGCAUCCCUCUAUAUCGUGAUAAAACAGCUCACUCAACAUACUUUGGAGCCAGUCGAUCCUGACGACCCCUACAGACUUGGCAACAACAUCUUGACUAACCUGAUUGUGAGCACUCUCAGCACAAUCGGACUCUACUUCCUCAUGUCAUUCCUGUACCUAGACCCAUGGCAUAUGUUCACCAGUUCAGCCCAGUAUUUCGCACUUCUUCCGUCUUACAUCUGCACACUCCAGGUGUAUGCCUUCUGCAACACUCACGAUGUCACCUGGGGCACGAAAGGUGAUAACGUUCUGCACACGGAUCUUGGCACCGCCAAAGCCACCGGAUCGGGCAAUACGGUUGAAGUCGAGAUGCCUUCAGAACAGCUCGACAUCGACUCUGGGUAUGAUGUAGCUUUGCGGAAUCUCCGAGACCGAGUCGAAGUGCCCAAGCCUCCCGUCAGUGAGUCUCAAAUGCAGGAAGACUACUACAAGUCCGUCAGAACCUACAUGGUGGCGACUUGGCUAGUGUGCAAUGCCAUUCUUGCCAUGGCGGUUUCAGAAGCAUAUCCCGUCGGUCACAGCAUCGGUACCAAUGUCUACCUGAUCUUUCUCUUGUGGGCCGUGGCGGCACUGGCCAUCUUCCGUGCUAUUGGGUCUAGUGCUUUUGGCAUCAUCAACAUCAUCAGUGCCAUCGCAGAAGGCAGGAUCCAGGCAAAGUUCGAAAGAAUUUUUGGUGGCGGUGACGAGAAUGGUCGACAUCGUAAGGGGUUGGGAAGUGGAAUUAGUGAGAGUGGCAAAACAGGAAUGACUUCUUCCAGUGGCGGCAUGAGUCUGAGCGAUAUUGGCAGUCGCAUCAGCGAGAAGUUGAGCUCGCGAAAGUAGUGCUUUGUAAGAACAAAUGACUGGUAAUGUGUUGACAAGAGUUGGAAUGAAAUGGCCCAGUCUCAUGGCGUCUUUGGGACCUAGAGUGUUUGCAACAGGUGUUUGAUGCUAUCAUGUGGUUUGCCAUGAGGAAAUGGGAUUCGGGAAUUGUGAUGAUAAAGAGUUCAAGGCUUCCCCCGGUAUUAAGACGGCGUGUUUUAUUGAUCUGAGCCG
Molecule: messenger RNA, 3369 nt
Organism: Exophiala mesophila
Lineage: Eukaryota; Fungi; Ascomycota; Eurotiomycetes; Chaetothyriales; Herpotrichiellaceae
Product: chitin synthase 1
Exons: 3
Coding region: 70-3156 (1028 amino acids)
Cellular component (GO): cell septum; cell periphery
Molecular function (GO): chitin synthase activity
Source: RefSeq, a predicted model, not a curated record